GCGGAGUGGUGCUGGCGUUUUGCGAGCGACUGGACCGUCUCGAAAACUGUCUCGUGGGUAGACUCAAACAUACUAUUCAUAUUUACCAUAUUGGAUAACUAUUUUGGUUAAUAGUUGCAAAAUAUAUUUUACGAUACUGUUAUUUACCUGGAAAAGAUAGGUAAGCGUUUGCGAAUUAUUCAUCUUCCACCUCUUGGCGGGUGAUUUUGUUUGAAUUCUGAAAGGUGUCCAGCAAGCUAACAAGGCCUUUAGCCAACCCUGCUAGCUAGCUAGCUAUUUGCUUGGCUAAGUUCAUGAACUUUGAUACAGGCUUUUAUGUUGUUGUUUUUUUAUGUUGGUAUAUCUAACGUUAAACGUUUAUUUUUCUGGUUGUAAAUGUUCCAAAUUGUGAAUUCAGUCGAAUUCAUCUAGCUAUGUAGCUAACUAGCUAGCUAUUGGAAGGGGGCGGGGCGGGACGGUACUAACCAAAAAAGACACACCACCCAGCCAAGCUAGCUUCAAAAACAUUGUUUACUUGACUGGCUAGCUAGCUUAAUCACUGUUUUUGUUUACUGGCUUUUGGCGUUCACUAGCUAACUUGCCCGCGAUAUAAAUUUACUUUUCACUUGUCCCCAGGUAUUUGAUCUUUCAGACCUCAUUGCCUGCAUUAAAAUGUAUGGUUCUGCUUUUCGAAUGCAUUUAUAAUAUCUUCGCCAAUCUGAACUAGCUAGCUGAACUAUUUAGAAUACUUGCAGAGGUUUAGCUAGAAGUUCCUAUUGCAGCAUGAUCAAAUUUAAACCAUGUAUGUUAGAAAAGUGAACGUUUAUGUUCCAUACAAGUUGCUAGUGUCUUGAUCUGUAAAAGGCAGCUGAAACAAAUGUAUGUUCUAAUGUGGAACAAUCUAACUGAAAUCCUGUUUUUGUCUUGUCUAUUUUCUCUCAGGAGAAUGGCUGCCGCUGAGGUGAAUGGUAGUUCUGCCCAGGUGAGGGAGGAAGAGGAGCCUAUGGAAGUCACCGCUGAAUGCGAGCACACCGAGAACUACCAGAUACUCAUCGAUGCCGGACUGCCGGAGAAAGUGGCAGAGAGUCUUGACAAUGUAUUCUCAACCGGUGGGGAAUCUGUCAAACAAUGGCUGAGUCUAAUGCAUUUUCCAAAGAAGCAUGAUGUUGCUUGAGGUUCCAUGAAGUGAAGAUAGGCCGGGUUCUAAUGGUAGGAAUCUGUCUUGUACCCACAGGGUUGGUGGCAUAUGCUGACCUGGACGAGAGGGCCAUCGAUGCUCUACGGGAGUUCAAUGAAGAGGGAGCGCUGUCUGUACUGUUGCAGUUCAAAGAAAGUGACCUGUCCCAUGUGCAGGUGAGUUACAAGGGGAGCGGAAUGAAAGAGAAUGAAUGCAAGUCAUUUUGUAUGAUGAAUCAUUAGUCAUAAGACAUUUACAUGGAGGGGUCUAUACAUUUUCCUCUGCUCAUAACUCCAAUACAUGAAUCAACUGUGCCUUGGUUUGCUUUCCAGAACAAAAGUGCUUUCCUUUGUGGAGUCAUGAAGACGUACAGACAGAGGGAAAAGCAAGGAAGUAAAGUACAAGAAUCCACCAAGGGGCCUGAUGAGUCCAAGAUCAAGGUAAAAUGAAGCUGUUUGAAAGUUGAUUCAGUUGCAGGGGUUAAAGUUCUCCGUCACUGCCAUGGAUUUCCAUCAUAUGGAUUCUGGAGAGGUCCUUAAAUAUAGAAAAAUCAGUGUAGACCCACAGUAAAAAUCUCUGGGGGCUGGUUUGGCAAUGACAGCCUAAUGAGCCAACAAAAGCAUGUCUGUUCUACAACAACAAACAUGCCUGAUUGUUUGCCGAUGUUCAGAUAAAGGGAAUUAAAGAGUUUUAUAAUGCGCACCUCCGUGGCGCUCAACUCACAGUGAUGUGUAGCCUACUGUGGCUGUUGGCAAAGCAAUUCAAAGCCUAUACUUUAUAGGGAUGGGUUUCCCAAAACGGAUGGACGAUCUUAGUGCUACGAUGCGUUUGUGAAACCCAGCUCUGUUCUACUAUUUUUGCCAUGUAAUGUUAUUAAAACAAAAUCUGAGAACCCCAUAGUAGAAUAGUUUACCUAUUUACCUAGUCUGCUUGUUGUUGUGUGUUCAAUUUGAGAUAAAUAUUCCUCUCGUGGCCCACAGGGAGGGUUAAACAUGUAUUCCUACAAGCAGUCGAUGCACAAUUAAUUUAAAUGCAAUUGGGGAGAAAAAAACCUUUUGAAAGCCGUUUUGGCCUUUGUUAAAAAAAGAGGUGGAUCCCAUCUUUCCAUUGCUACCACGUUUAUUUCUCUACUCAUACAAUUGCACGUGGCAUUGUAAAAAAUAAAGGCAGUUACAACCAGAGUUUCAAGCAUGGUUUAAGAGCUCUGCUGUGUCUAAAGGGGCAAUGACAUACUUUGUAAUAGAAACCCCAAAAAAAUUUUUUGAGUGAAUAGUAAUUGUAAAUAAUUAUAAUUUGAGGCCCUCUUGUUGACCAUGGUGGGAAUAUGUAGCUGUUUUAAAGCUAAUUUCUUGCAAUUCUACACAUGGACGCCGAUGACGUUGGUUAAGGAAGCCCCCCGCACCGCUCUGAUUUAGAGUGGUUGGGUUAAAUGCGGAAGACACAUUUCGGUUGAAUCGAUUCAGUUGUGCAACUGACUAGAUAUCCCCUUUCCCUAUCUGAGUGACUCAAACAUAACAAAAUAAAUGGGGGCCCUAUGCCAUGACAAAAAUACUCCCGAAUGCCACAUUUUUUAAGUGUUUGAUUCUACCUGAAUGUCUAGCUUUUAUUUGGGUGAUUGUUACUUCUCAAAGAUGAUCUUAAUACACUACAUGACCAAAAGUCUGUGGACACCUGCUCGUCGAACAUCUAAUUCCAAAAUCACGGGCAUUAAUAUGGAGUUGGUCCCGCCUUUGCUGCUAUAACAGCCUCCACUCCUCUGGGAAGGCUUUCCACUACAUCAUUUUACAUUUACGUCAUUUAGCAGACGCUCUUAUCCAGAGCGACUUACAUAUUGUUGGAGCAUUGCUGCAGGGACUUGUUUCCAUUCAGCCAUGAGCAUUAGUGAGGUCGGGCACUGAUGUUGGCCGAUUAGGUCAGGCACACAGUCGGCAUUCCAAUUCAUCCCAAAGAUGAAUUAGAUGGGGUUGAGGUCAGGGCUCUGUGCAGGCCAGUCAAGUUCUUCCACACUGAUCUCUACAAAGCAUUUCUGUAUGGACCUUACUUUGUGCACGGGGGCAUUGUCAUGCUGAAACAGGAAAGGGCGUUCCCCAAACUGUUGCCAUAAAGUUGGAAGCCCAGAAUCGUCUAGAAUGUCAUUGUAUGCUGUAGCGUUAAGAUUUCCCUUCACUGGAACUAAGGGGCCUAGCCCGAACCAUGAAAAACAGCCCCAGACCAUUAUUCCUCCUCCUCCAUUCCUCUACAGUUGGCACUAUGCAUUCGGGCAGGUAGCGUUCUCCUGGCAUCCGCCAAACCCAGAUUUGUCUGUCGGACUGCCAGAUGGUGAAGCGUGAUUCAUCACUCCAGACAAUGCGUUUCCACUGCUCCAGAGUCCAAUGGCGGCACGCUUUACACCACUCCAGCUAACGCUUGGCAUUGCGCAUGGUGAUCUUAGGCUUGUGUGCGGCUGCUCGGCCAUGGAAACUCAUUUCAUUAAGCUCCAGAUGAACAGUUCUUGUGCUGACGUUGCUUUCAGAGGCAGUUUGGAACUCUGUAGUGAGUGUUGCAGCUGAGGACAGACUAUUUUUACGCGGCCUAUAGAAAAGUUUGUGGUCAUACGCACAUCCUUAAAAACAUAGGUGCUGGGCUAGUAAAGAAUACUAGUAAAGAACAGAAAGGCCCGCACACUGUAAGCUCCCAAUGCUCCGCUUUAUUGACUACGUUUCGAUUCUAAACGGAUCUUCGUCAGGUCAUAAAACGUAGUCAAUAAAGCUGUGAAUUGGGAGCUAGCUUAAAGAGUGUCUUGGCUUUUCUGUUCUUUACUAGCUUGUGUGGUCUACCACUUCGCGGCUGAGCCGUUGUUGCUCAUAGACGUUUCCACUUCACAAUAACAUCACUUACAUUUGACAGGGGAAGCUCUAGCAGGGCAGAAAUUUGACAAACUGACUUUUUGGAAAGGUGGCAUCCUAUGACUGUGCCACGUGGAAAGUCACUGAGCUCUUCAGUAAGGCCAUUCUGCUGCCAAUGUUUGUCUAUGGAGACUGCAUUGCUGUGUGCUCGAUUUUUAUACACCUGUCAGCAACGGGCCAAAAUAACUGAAUCCACUCAUUUGAAGGGGUGUCCACAUACUUUUGUAUAUAUAGGUCCUUUAUCUUUUCUACAUACAUUAUCUCUGGUUUUAGUCGUUUAACUUUACACUGAAAAAGGUUUUCCAGCCCACCGAAGAUUUUUCUAUGCAGAAAAAGCCCUGGGAUGUUGUCCAAUGGGGUAAAUGCAGAUUGACAAACCCCAUACUUCAGCCUAUGUAUUUAUAGCCACUAUGCUGCAUCAGUUGGGCUACAGUUGAUAAUGCUUAUUGCUAAUGGCACAUCUUAUAAUAUAGACCAUACAUAGGCUAUAUCAAGGAUCAUCAAUUAGAUUCAGCCACGGGACCUAUUUUUUUUUUUUCUUUUCUUGAGCUGAUGGUCAGAACAUAAUUACAAAUAAUUUGUAGACUGCAAAUUGACCACAAGAAGCCCAAACAGAUAUAUUUUCUAACUGUACUUACAUUUGUAUACGAUCACAUGCACUGAGUGUACAAAACAUUAGGAACACCUUUCUAAUAUUGAGUUGCACCCCCUUUUGCCCUCAGAACAGCCUCAAUUCGUUGGGCCAUGGACUACAAGGUGUCGAAAGCGGUCCACAUGGAUGAUGGCCCAUGUUGAUCAGGCCUGGAAUUUUGUGAUUUGAGGUGCCCAAUCUACCAGGGCACUAAGGCCAUCCGCUAGGGCACCAAAGCCAUUAACCAUAAUAGGCUAUUUUAAAUUGAUUUGAAAACUGAAAAACACUAGCUAUUCUGUUAAGAAAAGCAUAAGUGUAUGUAAAUGUACAUACAACUGACGCACAAAAUGUGUUUGAUGCUGAAAAUAAGAAGCAUUUUAGAUCUGCGUUUACCAAACGCAGCAAGAUAUUUCUUAUGCGUUAUCUUUUCUUUCCCGUAUGAAAAACGAAAAAUUAUGCGUUAGGGCGUCCCCUAUGUUUAACCUGCUAGUUAUCUAAGUGGCUGAAUUAAUAAGGUCACGGGCUCCAUUGAAGAUCUCACCUCGUGGCGUUACAAUAAUCAUGAGAACGGUGAGGAAUCAGCCCAGAACUACACGGGAGGAUCUUGUCAAUGAUCUCAAGGCAGCUGGGACCAUAGUCACCAAGAAAACAAUUGGUAACACACUACGCCAUGAAGGACUGAAAUCCUGCAGCGCCUGCAAGGUCCCCCUGCUCAAGAAAGCACAUAUACAGGCCCGUCUGAAGUUUGCCAAUGAACAUCUGAAUGAUUCAGAGGAGAACUGGGUGAAAGUGUUGUGGUCAGAUGAGACCAAAAUGGAGCUCUUUGGCAUCAACUCAACUCGCUGUGUUUGGAGGAGGAGGAAUGCUGCCUAUGACCCCAAGAACACCAUCCCCACUGUCAAACAUGGAGGUGGAAACAUUAUGCUUUGUGGGUGUUUUUCUGCUAAGGGGACAGGACAACUUCACUGCAUCAAAGGAACGAUGGACGGCGCCAUGUAUCGUCAAAUCUUGGGAGAGAACCUCCUUCCCUCAGCCAGGGCAUUGAAAAUUGGUCGUGGAUGGGUAUUCCAGCAUGACAAUUACCCAAAACACACGGCCAAGGCAACAAACGAGUGGCUCAAGAAGAAGCACAUUAAGGUCCUGGAGUGGCCUAGCCAGUCUCCAAACCUUAAUCCCAUAGAAAAUCUGUGGAGCUGAAGGUUGGAGUUGCCAAACGUCAGGCUCGAAACCUUAAUGACUUGGAGAAGAUCUGCAAGGAGGAGUGGGGCAAAAUCCCUCCUGAGAUGUGUGCAAACCUGGUGGCCAACUACAAGAACCGUCUGACCUCUGUGAUUGCCAACAAGGGUUUUGCCACCAAGUACUAAGUCAUGUUUUGCAGAGGGGUCAAAUACUUAUUUCACUCAUUGAAAUGCAAAUCAAUGUAUAACAUUUUUGACAUGCGUUUUUCUGGAUUUUGUUGUUGUUAUUCUGUCUCACUGUUCAAAUAAACCUACCAUUAACAUUAUAGAUUUAUCAUGUCUUUGUCAGUGGUACGUACAGCAGGGGAUCAAAUAAUUACUUUUUUCCUCACUGUAUAUCUCUCUCUCUCUUUUUGGGAGACCCGACCCAUGUGGGUUAAAGAUCUGUAAUUGUCAUUGAAAUGAAGCGGUAGAUCUGUUCUAUGUGCUCUUUCUUUUUCGCGUCUUUUACUUUCGGUUUUGGACACCAGCUUCAAACAGCUGAAAAUACAAUAUUUUUGGUUAUUGAAAAUAAAUUUCAUAGAGGUUUAGAUGAUUCUCUACACUUGCUGGUUUUGUCACAAACUGAAAUUAGGCAAACUGCAUAUUGCAUCUUUUUUAGAGGAUCUCUGUCUCACGAUAGCACAUUGGUAGUAAUCGGUGACAAAUAUCAAAGCUAAACAUGGAUGGGUUUGGUUAACACCCUGCAUGGGAGACCAAAUGGGAUAGCUGUACAGAGACUAACUCUCCCAUAUGAGCUGCCUCCCAGCCUAUUCUUUCUGAUAGUGGAUAUGAUGUUGAAGAUCUGUGUUUCAAAGCUGCAAAUUCAACACUACAAGGUUUAUCUAUGUUGAAAAUUGGUAACCAUGGUGAUAUCAUCCUGUGGUUUUAAAUUUCACCCUCAAACAUUUACAUUUUAAAAUUCUAUGUACUUUCCACUUCACAAUAUGUUGACAAAUUACGUUGAAACAACGUUGAUUCAACCAGUUUGUGCCCAUUGAAGUUUCCGUCAUAUUUUUUUUUUGCGGGGCUUUAAUUUGUGUGUUCCCGCUCAUGUGGUGUAGUUCUGUAGUGGUUAUGCUGAUGUCUAUGUGUUCCCCAGGAUCUGCUGGAGCAGACAGGAUACACCCUGGACGUCACCACGGGACAGAGGAAAUACGGCGGGCCCCCACCAGAGGAAGUGUUCCAAGGAGCACAGCCUGGGAUUGGAACUGAGGUAAAGCUGCCGGAGAUGCACUAUUUUCAAGUAACGUUAUUUGAAAGGGUCAUCGUGGCAAAGCCUUUGACGGAUAUAGAGAAGAUAAAGGAGUUUGAAAGACUGUGGUCCCAAGGAAGUCAACAGAGGUUUACAGCAACACUACAGUAGUCUUCCCCUGCUAAAGUAUCAAAGGAGCUCAUCCGAUCACAUUGUGGAACCCUCAAUGAUCUAGUCUCUGUUUUCUGCCUUCAGGUGUUUGUGGGAAAGAUCCCCAGAGAUCUGUAUGAAGAUGAGCUGGUGCCACUGUUUGAGAAGGCGGGCCCUAUCUGGGACCUGAGGUUAAUGAUGGACCCCCUGUCGGGUCAGAACCGGGGCUACGCCUUCAUCACCUUCUGCAGCAAGGAUGCAGCAGCUGAGGCUGUGAAACUUGUAAGUCCCUGCAGUCAGUCAAUAGUCUUCACCUUCAAAGAACCAAGGGGCUGGUUUCCCAGACACAGAUGAAGCCUAGACCUGGACUAAACAUCACUUUCAAUAAAGAAUCUCCAUUAAGUGUGCUUUUUUUUGUCUAGGGCUAGGCUUAAUCUGUCUGGGAAACCUGCCCAAGAUGUGAUACAUAUUUCAUUUUGGACCAGUCGUAGGACCUUUUCCAGCUUCCAUAUCAACCCUGACUAGCAAUCUUUCCUCUUGUUGUUUUCAGUGUGAUAACUAUGAAAUCCGGUCUGGGAAGUACCUUGGAGUGUGCGUAUCUGUAGCAAACAACCGCCUGUUUGUCGGAUCAAUCCCAAAGAACAAGACCAGAGAGAGCAUAUUGGAGGACUUCGGCAAAGUCACAGGUCAGUGAAAGUGUAGACACCCCAAUUUGGUUUACAUUGUUUUAUGUUCUGUGGUUUAUCAUUGGUCAGAUAUCAGUCAUGUGACGCAGGUCUCUCGUUCUUCCUCCAGAGGGGCUUCAGGAAGUGAUCCUCUACCACCAGCCAGACGACAAGAAGAAGAACCGUGGCUUCUGUUUCCUGGAGUACGAGGACCACAAGUCUGCAGCCCAGGCCCGCCGCCGCCUCAUGAGCGGCAAGGUGAAGGUGUGGGGGAACCCGGUCACUGUUGAGUGGGCCGACCCGGUCGCUGAGCCCGACCCGGAUGUCAUGGCUAAGGUGAGUCAUGUCUCGCUCGCUCUCUCACAAGCAUACUCACUCUAAUUUUUCUUGUCUUAAAAUAACCUCUUUCUGCAUAAACUGGGAUCAAUAUGGAGUUGAAUUGUAAUGUUUGUGUCAUCAGGUGAAAGUCCUGUUUGUCAGGAAGCUGGCCACCCCGGUCACAGAAGAGCUACUGGAGAAGACCUUCUCUGCGUUUGGAAAGCUGGAGCGGGUGAAGAAGCUCAAAGACUACGCCUUUGUCCACUUUGAGGACAGGGACGCAGCUGUGAAGGUGGGUUACUCUUGGUAAAAACAUACUCCUUGUUUUCUGUUUUUUAACCUUGCUUUGUAUGUGUGAUAAUGUUUUUGCUGCUUUUCUCAGGCAAUGGCAGAAAUGAAUGGGAAGGAGCUUGGGGGAGAGGAGAUUGAGAUAGUCCUGGCCAAGCCCCCAGACAAGAAGAGGAAAGAGCGGCAGGCUCAGCGCCAGACCACCAGAAACCCAGGGUGAGGCCACAGAAAGCAACUGUGCUUGACUAAUAUCAGUUAUAUCUAAUUGAGUAGUAAUUGAGUAGUCUCCCAUCAUGGGAUUACAUUGAAGCUGAUAUGUUGUUCCUGUAUUCUGCAGGUAUGAUGACUAUUAUUAUUACCCACCACCACGCAUGCCUCCACCAGGUAGGGGCCGGGGCCGUGGUGGCCGAGGGGGCGGUGGCUACGCAGCCUACCCCCCAGACUACUACAGCUACGAGGACUACUACGAUGACUACUACGGCUAUGACUAUCACGACUACCGCGGGGGUUACGAGGACCCCUACUACGGUUACGACGACGUGUACAGCAUGAGGGGCCGUGGCAGCCGGCCAAGCAGGGGAGGUCCGCCCCCACCCAGGGCCCGCGGAGCACCACCCACACGGGGCCGAGGCGGCUAUGCCCAGAGGGGGCCACCCAUCGGAGGGCCCAGGGGUGGCAGAGGAGGGGGCCGGGGGGGACCCUUCCAGCCACAGAGGGGCCGCGGUACCCGAGGAGCCAGGGGGAACCGCGGGGGCAAUGUGGGCGGGAAGAGGAAGGCGGACGUCUUCAACCAGCCUGACUCCAAGCGCCGGCAGACCAACCAUCAGAACUGGGGGUCUCAGCCCAUCGCCCAGCAGCCCCUGCAGCAAGGGGCCGACUAUUCUGGUAACUAUGGUUACAGUAAUGACACCCUGGAGUUUUCACAGGAUUCUUAUGGGCAGCAGUGG
Coregonus sp. 'balchen' is the source of this 9452-nucleotide messenger RNA. The record is from the annotation of a GenBank genome assembly. Lineage: Eukaryota; Metazoa; Chordata; Actinopteri; Salmoniformes; Salmonidae.